Messenger RNA from Drosophila suzukii, 984 nucleotides. RefSeq names its product protein TEX261. Gene Ontology annotation, molecular function: COPII receptor activity. The record is from RefSeq and is a predicted model, not a curated record. Gene Ontology annotation, cellular component: COPII-coated ER to Golgi transport vesicle; Golgi membrane; endoplasmic reticulum membrane. Lineage: Eukaryota; Metazoa; Arthropoda; Insecta; Diptera; Drosophilidae. Gene Ontology annotation, biological process: endoplasmic reticulum to Golgi vesicle-mediated transport.
GUAUUAACAGCCAACUGCCAUACAACACACUGAUCGGAUUGUUUUGUUUUGUCGGCCGAUUUUAGCCGAAUAUAACUACGUAUAUAUCUUUAUCUUCUGGUCCAAGUACACAUCAUGGCCUUCCUCUACAUACUGGGCUGGAUAUCCCUGGGCAUACAGAUCGUUUUCCUGACGCUAUCCAUAGUGGCUGGACUCUAUUAUCUGGCUGAACUGGCCGAGGAGUACACCACGACGGCGAGGAAGUGCAUCCUCUUCCUGAUCAGCUUCACUAUCUUCAUCUACAUCCUGCUGAUGCUCUUCGAGGACCUCCCGUGGAGCCUGAUAAUAUGUGGAUUCGUAGCCCAGGGCUUCCACCUCGGAAUCAUGGGAGGAUUCCCCUUUGUUCGGUUCCUUUCGCUUCCGCUGCUGGGAUCCUUGGCCAUGCUGGUGGUCAAUCACUUCCUGGCCUUCCAGUAUUUCACCACCGUUUAUGUGCCUUUCACGCAGGUGCUGGCCUACUUCACUAUCUGCAUGUGGAUCGUGCCCUUCGCCCUGUUUGUCUCACUCAGCACGAAUGAUAGCGUCCUGCCCACCACCGUCAGCGACCAGAGCCGGCGCAGUCCGGACGUGGUCAGCAACUACUUCUCGCGGAACAAGAAGCAGGGCCUGCUAUCACUGUUCCAGUAUCUGAAAGACACUCUGCUCCCUGGGCGGACCAAGAAGGCCUUCUAGACGUAGUUUAUUUAAUGAUUAUUUAUUUUUGUAGCUGAAAUCGAGACAAAAGUAUACAAAAGCGUAGGUAAACUACGUUUAUGGAAUGACAUUCGCUAUUGACUCAUUGGAUAUGGUAUGAAUAACAAAUUGUUAGUUCUUAAGAAUAACUGAUAAUUAUCUUGCUAUGUCGUUAUCAAUAAGACAGUGAUUUAAGUUUAAUAGGAAUCCCUUGUAGCGACUUUCGGAUAACCAUAUUUUGUUAUCAUUUCAAAGAAUAAAUUCGUUUAUAAA